This is a messenger RNA of Erigeron canadensis, 1802 nucleotides long. Its product is annotated as mitogen-activated protein kinase kinase kinase 1-like. NCBI's taxonomy places the organism in Eukaryota, Viridiplantae, Streptophyta, Magnoliopsida, Asterales, Asteraceae. The record is from RefSeq and is a predicted model, not a curated record. Gene Ontology annotation, biological process: protein phosphorylation. Bases 1 to 1506 code for a protein of 501 amino acids. Gene Ontology annotation, molecular function: ATP binding; protein kinase activity. The transcript is spliced from 8 exons.
AUGUACACAAAACAAAAACAUAAACUUGAAAGAAGAAAUGCAUUCAAAAAUGUUGAUUAUGAUGCUUCUGUAUCAUCAUCAUCUUCAUCAUCAUUAUCAUCUUCAUCAUUGUUUGAUAUUCAAUCAGCCCAUCAGUCUGUUGAUAUUUUAUCAUUAUCAGAUACAAUGAGUUACAGGAUUAAUGAUGGAAAUGAUGGCGAAGUUGAGUUCAUUUGCCGAUCACUCGGGUUUUGUGGACCCGAAGAUUUAGCUAUAUCAGCUGCUGACUGGGAAGCACAUAAAACAUGUUCACCUAGUUCAUUGUUUAGUAAAGAAUCUCUUGUUAAUGAUUUUGAAAGUAUUAAUGAUAAUGUCAGCAUAGUAAAAAGUAAUAGUGAGAUCGAUAGUUUGUUAAAAGAUGGUUGUUUAGAGGGUAAGAGUAGAAUUAAGGGGGAUCGACCGCCUUUACUUGCUAGGCCUAGUCGGGUUAUGCCACAAAUGAAUGUGGAUGAAUUGAGGGGUUUGAGUUGGGAUUUGAGACGGGGUUUUGAUCCGGUGAUUAGUAAAAAUGCAGUUGAGAUUGUCGUGAAACAUGAUGAUGAUGAUGAAGAGGAGGAGGAGAAUGUUGGAUGUAUUGAAAACAAGGGAAUUGAGUGUUUUGUUUCGCCUAAUGGGACAGUUAGGUGUAGUCUUAGAAACUGGCAGAAGGGUGAUUUUCUUGGAAGUGGUUCGUUUGGUACUGUUUAUGAAGGCUUUAAUGAACAUGGGUUCUUCUUUGCCGUGAAAGAGGUUUCUUUGCUUGAUCAAGGAACCCAAGGAAAGCAGAGCAUUUCUCAACUUCAACAGGAGAUAUUUCUAUUAAGUCAGUUUCAACAUGAUAACAUAGUUCGGUAUCUUGGGACAGAUAAGGAUGAUGGCAAACUAUACAUCUUCCUUGAGCUUGUACCAAAAGGUUCACUUGCAAAUCUCUAUCAUAUGUAUCACUUAAGGGAUUCCCAGGUUUCUACAUACACCAGGCAGAUUUUGAGCGGUUUGACUUACUUACAUGAGCGAAAUGUGGUACAUAGGGAUAUCAAAUGCGCUAACAUAUUAGUCGACGUGAGUGGGUCUGUGAAGCUUGCAGAUUUUGGACUGGCAAAGGCAAGUAAAUUGAAUGACAUCAACUCGUGCAAGGGGACUCCAUAUUGGAUGGCACCAGAGGUUGUUAAUAACUGGAAGAACAAGGGCUAUGGACCUGCAGCUGAUAUAUGGAGCCUUGGUUGCACUGUGUUAGAGAUGCUAACACGUCGAGUUCCAUACUCCCACUUGGAAGGGAUGCAAGCAUUAUUCAGAAUUGGCAGGGGUGAACGUCCAAUGAUUCCUGAAACAUUGUCUGCAGAGGCCCGGGAUUUCAUAUUUAAGUGCUUACAAGUUAACCCAAAUGAUCGGCCUACUGCUGCCAAAUUAUUGAAGCACCCGUUUGUGAAGACACCGGUCUGCAUGAACCUAAGCCCUGUUUCUCCACUGUGUAGUGGCAGACGCCCUUAGUGAUUUCCAUUAAGCCCUAAACAAUGGUAUUAAGGUAACUCAUUUUGUUCUAACAUUUUUGGCUUAUCAUUUUUGGUUCAACUCUUUCUCAUUGUAUUCUUGUAAGUGCUGUAGUCAGUAGUGCUCAGAAAUAAGACUUGUGACGGCAACUAACUGUAAAUAGCUUCAUUUUUUAGAGUGAUGUAAGUUGGCCAAAGGUAAACAAGAAACAUACCCUUGAUAGCAUGUUGUUGUUUUUUUGGUAUUGUGUCGUUGUACAUGAGCUACAUUAUUUGAUAUGUAAAGAGUUUUAAUCC